Molecule: messenger RNA, 1218 nt
Organism: Cutaneotrichosporon cavernicola
Lineage: Eukaryota; Fungi; Basidiomycota; Tremellomycetes; Trichosporonales; Trichosporonaceae
Exons: 3
Coding region: 1-1218 (405 amino acids)
Molecular function (GO): FMN binding
Source: RefSeq, a predicted model, not a curated record
AUGGUUCCCCGUCCACACCAGUCUAUCUCGCGCGCCAAGCCUGAAUGGCAGUUACUUCUCGAAUCCGAGCUGGCCCAGAACCCACGCUCAACUGUAUAUUCGCUCGCGACCGUGCAUGAGGGUGCGCCGCGUGUGCGCUCGGUUGUCCAUCGUACUUUCUCGCCGAGUGGCCUCCUCCUCAGCACGACCGACCUGCGCUCAUCCAAGUCGACCCAGCUAGGCGCCGAAUCGCGCACCGAGAUCGCUUGGACCCUCCCCACCCUCGUCCAGUUCCGCGUCACUGGGCGCGCAUACAUCGUUCCCGCGAGUGGUUCCCCCAAUCUGACCCGCAGGGGAAGCCAGCUCAAGAUCGCAGCGUCAUACUCGUCGCCGCGCAACCCGACUCCGCUUCGCAGGACACCGUCGAGUGCCGCGGGCUCAUCCUCGCCAACGACCGAUGAAGCUAGCGGCGCGACGAACAGGGACGGGAAGCGGGGGAGCGUCUCGAGCACAUCAUCGCUGACCCCUGGCGGCACGGCAGAGGCCAGUCCCACCGAGUCGCUCGACACCAAGAGCACGACUGAGAGCAUUCCGGGGAGUGGCGCGGCCUCGGAAUCCAUCUCUAGGUCCAGCUCGACCAAGGGUAGGCCCAGACUCCACCUGACGCCGACGCCAAACGAUCUGGCAUCGAGCGCAGGCCCGUCGUCGCCCCUUGGCCCGGGUACCCCGCGCUCGCCCCGCGUCUCGCCUCCGCUCUCGGCGUCGAGCACCAGCUCUUACCAGUUCCACCUCCGGCCCAACGUCGCUCUCAACCCGGCCGUCACGCUCGACUCGGAAUCCGACAUCGGCCUCCCCAAGUUGGCCGGCACGCUGUCUGCGCUCGUGAGCUGGGGCGUCGCGUCGAACGCACCCGAGUCGUCGCCGUCGUGGUGGGAGGCUGAGCGUGCGCGGAUCUGGGACAGCUUGAGCCCAGCGUUGCGCGCGACGUUUGGCCGUCCUGCCCCACCUGGUUCGACACUUGCGGACGCGCCGGACCAGAGCACCUGGAUCACAAGCUUGGAGUCAAACGCCAAGGACCCUGAAGAGUCAAAGGGCCUCAUCGAGGCGUGGCAGAACUUUGCUGUCGUUGCGCUCGCUCCCCAGCGCGUGGAGAUGCUCGAGCUCUCGUGCGAGCCCCACCGCCGCGCGUGCUGGGUGCGCGAUGGCGAGGCGUGGAUCAAGGAGGAGCUUGUGCCGUGA